This is a messenger RNA of Metarhizium robertsii ARSEF 23, 1320 nucleotides long. RefSeq lists its product as uncharacterized. Gene Ontology annotation, molecular function: zinc ion binding; DNA-binding transcription factor activity, RNA polymerase II-specific. The transcript is spliced from 5 exons. Gene Ontology annotation, biological process: regulation of DNA-templated transcription. NCBI's taxonomy places the organism in Eukaryota, Fungi, Ascomycota, Sordariomycetes, Hypocreales, Clavicipitaceae. The record is from RefSeq and is a predicted model, not a curated record. Bases 1 to 1320 code for a protein of 439 amino acids.
AUGGUGCAGGCACUACAUCACGCUGGGCCUAGUGACAUACAUGUCAAACCCGAGCUCCCCGUGUGCAAGACGGUCGACGUUGGCAUUCCGGCCACUUACAUGUAUGUCCUUGUCAGCCCAACCAGAGUAUGCAUCUUGCUUCUCUCUUGCUCCAAGGUUUUGUUCCAUCUUGAAAGACGGACACUACGAGUCUGCGAGCACCGCGGCUGUAGCUUCGUCUCCCACUCCCCCACCCCUUGCCUAAUGAAACCCGAAGCAGCACCCGAGGACGGCGCUGCGGCGGCCGAAUCCGCACCCGCCGGCUUGCAGCCCUAUUCCUGCUUGUCCUGCCGCAGGCGGAGGAAGAAGUGCGACAGGACCGACCCGUGCGCCAACUGCCGCCGGGCCGGCACGGAAUGCGUCUUUGUGCCCAGGAGGCCCUCGACGAGACAGUAUUCCGGCGCGGGAGCACUAGAGCGCGUCCGGUAUCUCGAGGGCGUCGUCCAGCAGCUCAGAGCCAAGUUGGAGUCGCUGACGGGGUCACACGAGGGCGGCGACGGCGCCUCAAGCCGGGGACACACGGCAUCCCCGGCCCAGCCGCAUGCCGCACAUGAAGCCGACGGAGUGCCCGGAUUGCACGAGGAGGACGAGGACGAGGACGAGGAAGAAAUGACACAGCUGCAGACAGAGUUUGGCCAGCUUGCCGUCGGCGACGGGCGAAGCCGGUACAUUGUGAGCAACUUUUGGGCCAACCUGACGGAAAAGGUGGACGGCGCCGCCAGCAUCCUGGAGGACCUGGCCGAGGAGGAGGAGGCGCGGCGCGACCAGGGCGACGAGCAGCCGACGUCGAUACUGGGACUCGGCCCCAGCCUCGCGGACGCGGGCCCGCUGCACCCGGCGCCGGACGAGUUCGCCGUGUACUGGCGGCUGUACAAGGAGAACUGCUACCCCAUCAUCCGCGUGCUGCACAUGCCGACGGUGGAGCCCGUGGUGCUCCGGUACCAGGGCCGGCCGGGCGGCGACAUGCCGGCGGGCGUCGAGGCGCUGCUGUUCGCCGUCUACUUCGCCGCCGUGGCCAGCCUCCCGGACGAGGAGUGCCGGGCGGCGCUGGGCGGCGACAAGCGCGUGCUCGUGGGCCGCUCCGCCGCCGCCAUGAACCACUGCGGCGCCGAGACCCGCGGCCAGCCCCCCGUCUCCCCCGACUACCUCCGCGACCAGCUCCUCGCCUCCGCCCACGACCACCCCUUCGACCACCUCUUGUACGGCUCGCUGCAAAACGACGUCGACGUCGCCCCCGCCCACCAGAUGCCAGACUACCCGUCCGACAAGGGGCCCCUGUAG